Molecule: messenger RNA, 4151 nt
Organism: Polyodon spathula (Mississippi paddlefish)
Lineage: Eukaryota; Metazoa; Chordata; Actinopteri; Acipenseriformes; Polyodontidae
Gene: enah
Product: ENAH actin regulator
Exons: 14
Coding region: 353-2677 (774 amino acids)
Biological process (GO): axon guidance; actin polymerization or depolymerization; actin polymerization-dependent cell motility
Molecular function (GO): SH3 domain binding; profilin binding
Source: RefSeq, a predicted model, not a curated record
UGCGGUGUCGGAGACGGGAAUCCCGGGGGCGCGCGUUGCUGCUGCUCGAAGCGAUUUAAGUCUGAGUCGAAAGAGAAAAGAGAAUUGAGUUGCAGUUGUUUUUUUCUUUACAGCAAACAUUACACUUUAUGGGAUGUUAUAAACAGUUGGAACAAUCGCAUUUUUUAUUACAUUUUUUGGGGGGAUUUACAUUUUUAGUCUUGGCAUUUUUCCACAUAUUGUUUAAUUUGUUACCAAAUGAGCCUGCCUGACUGUGCGUGUGCGUGUGAAAAGAAGAGGAAUAGCGUUACAUUUAAUUGAAUAACGUUUCGGACCGAGGGUGAACAGUUUGAUCGUGGAAAGCAUUUCCAACAUGAGUGAACAGAGCAUCUGUCAAGCCCGAGCUGCUGUUAUGAUAUAUGAUGAUGCCAACAAGAAGUGGGUACCAGCUGGUGGAUCAACUGGCUUCAGCAGAGUUCAUAUAUACCAUCAUACAGGAAACAAUGCAUUCCGAGUGGUGGGCAGAAAAAUCCAGGACCAUCAGGUGGUUAUAAACUGUGCCAUUCCUAAGGGGCUAAAAUACAACCAGGCCACACAGACCUUCCAUCAGUGGCGUGAUGCCAGACAGGUAUAUGGUCUGAACUUCGGAAGCAAGGAGGAUGCCAAUGUCUUUGCUAGUGCCAUGAUGCAUGCAUUGGAAGUCUUAAACUCUCAAGAUACAGGCCCAACAUUGCCACGACAAAACUCUCAGCCUUCCCCUCAGGUGCAGAAUGGUCCUUCACAGGAGGAGCUGGAGAUGCAGAGAAGGCAGCUGCAGGAGCAGCAACGACAGAAGGAGCUGGAGCGCGAGAGGCUGGAGAGACUAGAGAGGGAGAGACUAGAACAGGAGCAGCUUGAACGAGAGCGGCUGGAGAGAGAGCAUCUUCAACGGCUAGAACGUGAAAGAAUGGAGCAAGAGAGACUAGAGCAUGAGAGGCUUGAGACAGAGAGACUGGAGAGAGAGCACCAGGAGCACCUUGAAAGGGAGCAGAUGGAUUGGGAGAGGGAGCAGAGGAUGUCAAACACCGCUCCAUCUUUUGACAGCUCGCUCUACAGCACUCCUCCUCCUGACUACUCCAGUUGCCAGCCUCCCGCCGCACCUCCACCAUCUUACUCCAAAGCCAUCUCUACUCCCGUCUCAACAUUUGUGACCGAGUCCUCUGUUCCCGACUACACUUCAACAUCCGCCCCUGCUAGCAAUGCCCCACCCACCCCUCCACUGCGGCACUCUGCCUCUCGUUUUGCCACUUCUUUCGGCUCUGCUUUCCAUCCUGUGCUGCCUCAUUACGCUACUGUCCCCCGGCCCAUCAAUAAAAACCCAGCCCCUCCUUCCCCUUUGAUAGCUCCCCCUCCCACUCCCCUGUCCUCCAAAUCCAUAGUCUGGUCUGCCACCAAUUUCAGCCCACUCCCACCUUCCCCUCCCGUUAUGAUCAGUAGCCCCCCAGGAAAAGCCACUGGUUCUCGCCCGUUGCUCCCUAUUUCAUUCCCCAGCCCCCUCACCCACAAACCCUCUUCUCCUACAGCAGCUAACAGUCCCCCGGACUCCCCUGCUAUGGCCCUGUCCCCGUCCAGCAGUGCUCCUCAUGUGCCCCCACCACCUCCCCCGCCCUUGCCUCCACUGUCACUGUCCUCUUGUCAAGCUGCAUCUGCUUCGCCAAGCACCCCUGUUGUGUCGACUCCCUCAUCCCAGCCUGGUGUUCUCCCCUCUCCCUCCGCAGCUUCUGCUGAACACUUUCUAAACUUUGUGCUGAGUGACUCCUGCUCUGCUCCAGAGCUGCCGCCUGCCUCACUGGUGGCUUCUCAGCUGGCUGAAUCUCAGACCCUGCAGGAUGCUGUCCAAGGACCGCCAGCUCCUCCUCCUCCACCACCACUUCCUCCCGGACCCCUCAUCAUGGCCCCAGUGGCAGGACCCCCACCUCCUCCUUGUCCACCACCUCCCCCUCCACUUCCACCCACCUCAGGACCCCACCCCCCUCCUCCUCCUCCAGGGCCACCACCGCCACCUCCUCCUUGUCAGACCCCUCCACUGGCCCCACCUCCACCUCCAGCCCCGCCUCUCCCCAUUGCUUCUGCUGCUGGAUUCUCGACGGCCUCUGAGGAGAACCACCCGCUCUCAGGAUUAGCAGCUGCAUUGGCUGGAGCCAAAUUACGGAAAGUACCAAGGAGUGAAGCAUCCAAUCCUGCUGCUUCAGGUGCCAUAAGUUCUGCAUCCACUCCAUCGAAAGCAGAGUCCACUCGUGGAAAUGGACCCCUUUCUGUUGGAGGUGGUGGUCUGAUGGAAGAAAUGAGUGCCCUGCUGGCCAGGAGGAGAAGAAUUGCUGACAAGGGAUCCAUACCUGAACCAGAACAGAAGGACACAAAUGAUGAGCCUGAAGUUACAACCCCUAAACUCCCAGCAGCAAGCACACCAGACAUGGCCAGAAAGCCUUGGGAAAGAACAAAUACUAUGAAUGGUAGCAAAUCACCUGUUAUAAAUAGACCGAAAUCCACACCAAUGCCAACUGGACCCCUAAGUGCCAAUGGGGUGGUGACAGAAGGGUUGGACUACGACAGAUUGAAACAGGAUAUUUUAGAUGAAAUGAGAAAGGAACUGACAAAACUGAAAGAGGAACUUAUUGAUGCAAUCAGGCAGGAACUGGGCAAGUCAAAUACAGCAUAGAAGGACGUGAGUUUCCUGCAGAUUUGCCCCUUUGACCAGACACAUGAGCUUCACUACAAUUAUGACAAACUUUAUUUAAGAGGGUGAAAAAAAGAAAAGUGAGCAAGUUGUGCAAGAAGGAAAUUCUGGAAAUUUGGAGGGCCAUCUCAGUGCAGCGACAAAAUGCUUUUUUAUUUAUUUUUUCUUCUUUUGAAGCUUGCUUACUGCUUUUUCCUGACCUUGCCAGGGAGUGGGAAAGUCUUAAAGCUACUGUAAUAUGCAAAGAUUCCGUUCUUUGUAGAGAAAACAUGAUAACAAUACGAUAGUCAUUCACAUUAAUGCAGACAAAAGUUUGCACAUCUGAAUUCUUUGUGAAAGGCACAUUUGGAGGGGCUGCUUUAGUGUGCGGCUCCUUGUUGGCUGUAAGGAUGGCUUUUGUUUCUAGAAGGACUAAAUGGCUGGAUUUGGCCUUCUGCUGCAGGGCUCCAUAAAGCUUGUCUUCCUGAAAUACUCUUACCUGAAUAAGUACAUUUAAAUAUUUGGCGUUGUUCAUUAAUGUUUGUUCUAAUGUUAAAACCACAGCCAUAUUUGGUAGCUUUAUGAGAUGGCUAGUCUGUAUGAUUUUUGGCUUAACAUUCUGAGAAAAAUUCCAGGACUUUAUGCUAGAAAGCCUAACUCAAGGUAGCCUACAUAAUGCGUUAUAUUAGUUUGUUUUGAGAUGUUUAACUAUGAGGGGUCAGGUGAUUGCAGAAGUAGAUGCCUUCCUACAUCACUAUACCGCUUUACCAAAUCUGAGACACUACCAGUAUACAGAACAGUUGUAUCGUAAAUCACAAAGACAGUAUUGUUAGAUAUAGCUUUGUUUUUUUUUUUUUUGUUUUUGUUUUUUCAAAUGUGCAUGUCAAUUUUUCUAAUGUGUCAAUCACUACGAAAUCAUUUUUGCUAGUUUAUAAGCAAUACGUGUAACAUCACCAUUAAGUUGCCUUUUUAAGUUCUUCACAGCUCCUAUCUUAAAGAAUUAUUUUGUUUCUUUUUUUUUUUGAUUACUUUUUCUUUUGUUCCAGGGCAUAGAAUUAGUAUUUAAAAUAAAUGUCUUCACAUUUACAGUAUGAUUUCCACUGCUGUUAAUUUCUUUGUUAACCAGAUGUUUGUAUUUCAGUUUGACAAUAGAAUGUUAAAAUUCAGUUGUAAUUAAUACUGUGCCUCUCAGCCUUUGAAACCUGUACAUGUACCAAAUAAAGCAACAAGAUUUAAAGAUAGGGAAUUUCAGAGGCAAGUUUUGCAUUUCAGUGGGAACACAUUCAACAACAUCUCUCUCUCUCUCUCCGUCUGUCUCUCAUACUGAACUCAAAGGUGCUUUUAUUGGCAUGACAACAUUAGCGGUAUUGCCAAAGCAGUUACAAAGUAUAAUAUAAAAUUACAUAAGCAUUAUGAACAUCUAUAUCAAAGUAAAUAAUUAAAUGGAAUAAUUAAAUAAAAAGGUAGGAAUGUAAAA